AAAAUAAUUUAAAUUAUGGAAAAUAUAUUCUAGAAACCAGAAGCGGAACUUUGUUGCGUAACUGCUAACUUAACUAUGCACUAGCCCGUGCUACUUCAUUUGUCGUACCAAGAUCUUUUCAACGGACUCGUCCCGUAUUUCAGAACACUAUGAACCAAGAGAAGCUUGCCAAACUUCAAGCUCAGGUCCGGAUAGGAGGAAAGGGGACGGCGCGCAGGAAGAAAAAGGUUGUUCACAAAACGGCAACAGCUGAUGACAAAAAACUGCAGGGCUCGCUGAAGAAGCUGGCGGUGAACAACAUCGCAGGGAUAGAGGAGGUGAAUAUGAUAAAAGACGACGGCACGGUGAUCCACUUCAACAACCCCAAGGUCCAGGCGUCUCUGUCGGCCAACACCUUCGCCAUCACGGGCCACGCCGAGACCAAGCAGCUGACGGAGAUGCUGCCGGGCAUCCUGAGCCAGCUGGGAGCCGACAGCCUCAGCAGCCUGCGCAAGCUGGCUGAGCAGUUCCCUCGGCAAUCAAUGGAGCUGAAAGCUGUGAAAGAGGAAAAUGCAGAGGACGAGGACGACGAUGUACCAGAUCUGGUGGAGAACUUUGAUGAAGCAUCCAAAAACGAAGCGAACUGAUGAAUUUCUCUCCUUCAGUCGGAUGUUUUAUAUGUUUUUUUUUUUUUAUUAUUAUUAUUAUUUUUAUUUUGCAGACUUGCAAAGUUCAUUUCCUCCGGCGGGGAAACUGUUUUAAGGUGCAGUGCAUCACCUACCAAGGAAGUGAAUCUCUUUAGUGUCACUUUGUGCAGAAAGGCAACAUCAUAUAGACAGUUUUUGGUAGAGAUUUUGAACGCAGCUUCUGUAAAGGCUCUCGGCUCUCGAGUGACUCAGAACUGCUUCAGAAAUAAGCUUCUUAUGUGAUGAAACACACCUGGUAUUUAAGAGAUUCUUUAUUAAAUGAGGAUUAAAGUUAAUGAUGUACGUAGCCUUAUAAUGGGAUUAUAAAAUCAAUAAAACAGUUUUGGGCUA
Fundulus heteroclitus (mummichog) is the source of this 1016-nucleotide messenger RNA. Its product is annotated as transcription factor BTF3 homolog 4. The coding region runs from base 150 to 626 and encodes 158 amino acids. The transcript has 6 exons. The record is from RefSeq and is a predicted model, not a curated record. Lineage: Eukaryota; Metazoa; Chordata; Actinopteri; Cyprinodontiformes; Fundulidae.